AUGAGUGCUGAGGCUAGCACUUCGACAGCCUCUACAAGCGGAGCUUCAGCCGGUGGAUCUGACUAUUCAAGCUCAGAUGAUGAAUUUGAAAAAUACUGUUAUUCAUUUAGUCUUGAGCAAGUGAUGUUGAUCAAAAGACUUGCAAAAGCUGAGGCUCAAUUCCCCAAACUAUCCAAGAAAACCAAUGAUAAACGUCAUCAGCAUGCUGCUCAAAAAAAAGUGGUUGAUGAGUUGCAGGAUAUACUCGAUGGCUUAUAUGGAGCUAUGCAUUGGGGGUUGGAGAUUUCCGAGCUUGCCGAGCUUGAAGCUGAACUUCUAAAACAGCGUGAAAUUCUUGAAAAAAUUGAAGAGGAGUUGAGCGUAUGCUCUAUCAACUCUGCGAAUAAGAUUGACGAAACUAGCCAUUUGCAUGAAAAACUUAAAAAACAACCUUUGAUCGGAUCAUCAUCAAUUGCUGAUCACCAUCAGCUCACUCACUCGUUACACCGAUAUGACUGCAUGAUCAAUCUGACACCAACCAAACCACACUCGAAUAUAUAUGUUCCAGUCAUGUGCAUGGUGUAUCGAUUGUCAACUCACAAUGUCAACUCCAACGCAUUCCACCAUGAUUAUGGUCACAUCACACCAUGCUGA
Molecule: messenger RNA, 633 nt
Organism: Batrachochytrium dendrobatidis JAM81
Lineage: Eukaryota; Fungi; Chytridiomycota; Chytridiomycetes; Rhizophydiales
Exons: 2
Coding region: 1-633 (210 amino acids)
Source: RefSeq, a predicted model, not a curated record